AUGAGACUGCAGAGAAAUCACUAAGGAGCCAUACAAAUAUUAAAAAACAAAAUUGAAUCUUAUGAACACCUUCAAAAAUAGCAAAUUUUGUGUUAAUUAUUUCCAGAUGCUAGAAUGUGAUUAAUAUUUGACUAAUUUAAUAGAAAAUGGAUAAAACUCCACUUAGAUAAAGUAAUUUUAACAACCUAUCAUUUGAAUUAAAUGCUAUUUAGUUAGAAUCAAAUACCAACUCAUGUUUAUUAUAUUAUAGAAGGUGAAGUAAGAUUAGAAGAAACAUAAAUUGAAAGAAGAAAACCUAAAAAUAAUAUGUUUGCUUCUACAUGUAUGGCAAAGAAUAGAACUUUGUUAAUAAAGUCUGCUGGCUCUUUAGUUGGAGUAUGAAAAUCAUUUAAAUUUUAGGAAAUUGAAGCAUUGCUUGAAAAACCUUAUCAGACAACAGCCAAAAGUAAUGUUCAUUACAGUAAAAUACUAUUAAUACCGGAAGCUAUUUACAUAGAUUUAAAAAAACAAGAUUAUUUGCAUUAGAGUCUUGAAACGUAACAUUAAAAGGAUUAAUUAAUCUUGAAGAAGAUCAUUUAAUUAAAGCGAAGAAGAUUAGAAUUGUAAGAUGUUUCUCCAGAUAGAGAUUCACCUUCCUAAACAAAAAUAAGUAGAGAAGACUUCAUUGUUUAAUAAAAUAAAAGAAUAUAAAAGAAACAAAAUUUUGAAUUCAUUAAUUUAACACCUGAAGCUCCUUUGUUUUCUGUUAAAAAACUUAAACGAGUUGCUGCUCCUGAUGAAAAACUAGAGAAUAGAACUAGAUCUAUAUCAGCUCCUACCAAAGCUAAAAUGUUAUCUACUAUAAAAAGUAUAAAUAGUACAGAGAAAAUAUUAAAAACAGAAGAGAUUACACGAUCUCGUGCUAAUACUAUUAAUCUAGGAGAAAAGUGUAGACCUGGUUCUCGAAUUUUUUGGUAAUAAAUAUUUCAGAAACUUUGA
Molecule: messenger RNA, 978 nt
Organism: Paramecium pentaurelia
Lineage: Eukaryota; Ciliophora; Oligohymenophorea; Peniculida; Parameciidae
Source: the annotation of a GenBank genome assembly